AUGCUUUUCUCUGGUCUCUGGGCGUUUUUAUCCGUCGCAGCCGUAGUCUCCGGCCGGAAAUUGGUCGUUCUCGAUCGUCGAACUUCUGUUCCGACCGACUUCGUCCACUCGGGUGUCGCUCCGGCAGAACAAAUACUCAAUCUUCGUAUCAACCUUGCCCAGCGCGACUUACCUGGCCUUGAAACAGCUCUAAAUGCGGCCAGCUUCCCCGACAGCCCACUCUACGGACAAUGGCUGAGCAAGGAACAAGUAGAGUCUUUUGUGCGUCCUACUGAAAAGACGACAUCUGCCGUUGCACAAUGGCUCGCAGAGCACGGGAUUGCAUCAACACCAUUGACACAUGCUGGAGACUGGGUUUCGUUCACCGUUCCUGUCAGCAAGGCAAACGAAAUGCUCAACGCGGACUUCAAUAUCUUCACCCAUGUCCCAAGCGGCAAGCAGUCGAUCCGCACUCUCGCGUACGCGGUCCCCGCUGAAUUGGCCCCACAUAUCAACCUGAUUGCGCCGACAACAUCGUUCUCGCGACCCAUGCGCGCGGGGCCCAUGUUCACCGCCAGCAACGGCGUGGUCCCUAAGCCGGAAGCCACUCCCCCGGCCAGCUGCAACACCACGAUCACUCCAGCAUGUCUCCAAGCCUUAUACAACAUUCGAACAACGCCAGCCGUCAACCAGAACAACUCCAUCGGCGUUGCGGGCUUUGGCAACCAAUUUGCGAAUCAGGCUGAUCUCACACAAUUCCUUCGCGCUCAACGUCCUGACAUGUCACCAACAACCUCAUUCGCGGUAACCUCUGUUGAUGGAGGCACCAACUCGCAGACUCUGAACCAAGCAGGUAUCGAGGCGGACCUGGACAUCCAAUACACCGUUGGUCUGGCAACUGGUGUCCCUGUCAACUUUGUGUCUGUCGGCACACGGACUCAGGAUGGGCCAGAUGAGGCAAGUAGUAUUGGUUUCUUGGAUAUUGUCAAUGCCCUCCUAGCAGAGGCAGCACCUCCGCAAGUCCUGACAAUCAGCUAUGGCCUCAAUACCGAGAUGGAUCUUUCCCAGCCACUCACUGUCGCAAUGUGCAAUGCCUAUAUGCAAUUGGCAGCCCGGGGAAGUAGUCUAAUGUACGCUUCGGGCGAUGGUGGAGUUGCAGCAACACCUGGUGAAACAUGCGGCGUGACAUUCCUUCCGACCUUCCCAACUUGUGCAUUUAUCACCCUUGUUGGGGCAACCGAAAAUGUCCCAGAACGUGGGGCCGAACUGUCUGCUGGGGGGUUCUCGAACUACUUUCCUCAACAAUCAUGGCAAUCAACCGCUGUCAAUGCCUACCUUGCAAAGCUCGGAACCACGUUUGCCGGCAAGUUCAAUGCAAGCGGGCGUGCGUUCCCAGAUGUCUCCGCCCAAGGCCAGCGGGUGCAAAUCGUCCAGCGCGGUCGCACCGGCACCGUCGCCGGGACAUCCUGCUCCUCUCCAAUUUUUGCCUCUGUUAUUGGCCUCCUGAAUGACGAGCUGAUCAGCGCGGGCAAGCCCGUCCUGGGCUGGCUCAACCCGUGGAUCUAUGCUAAUCCACAGAUGUUCAAUGAUAUCACGACAGGCAAUAACCCCGGUUGCGGAACGAGCGGCUUCCCUGCAAUGGCAGGCUGGGACCCGGUGACAGGAAUGGGCACACCAAACUAUGCUGCCAUGAGAAUCGCUGCAGGGUUAUCGUAG
Molecule: messenger RNA, 1695 nt
Organism: Mycena indigotica
Lineage: Eukaryota; Fungi; Basidiomycota; Agaricomycetes; Agaricales; Mycenaceae
Product: Subtilisin-like protein
Exons: 12
Coding region: 1-1695 (564 amino acids)
Biological process (GO): proteolysis
Molecular function (GO): tripeptidyl-peptidase activity; serine-type endopeptidase activity
Source: RefSeq, a predicted model, not a curated record